Molecule: messenger RNA, 4677 nt
Organism: Symbiodinium natans
Lineage: Eukaryota; Dinophyceae; Suessiales; Symbiodiniaceae
Source: the annotation of a GenBank genome assembly
AUGUCGGCCGAUGCUGGAGAUGUUCCCACCACGGCCCCGAACGCACACGAACGAGAUCGGCCGAGAUCUCGCAGUUACUAUGCUGCCUGUGGUGAAGAUCGGGCAGGAGAGCCCACACCUUCGAACGAAGAUGAGGUCGAGCCUCGUAGGCGCAACCUUGGAGGAAAUCCUGAUGGCGAAGUCCGCGACGACGGGUGCAAGGAAGAUGAGUGGCGGUGGGACCGCCAGUCUUGGGGCGCCUGGAAGCCUAGUUCGUGGUGGCACGCCCAGAAGUGGGAUGAUGACGAAUGGGGCGACCACAAAUCGUGGAGUCGCCGAGACGAUCCCUGGAGCAGGUCCACAUCCUGGACCCCAGACCAGAACUCGAACGCUAGCUAUGAGGCCACUCGAGCUGGAGGCGCUGGAGACCUCCCUCGGCAUCCCAAGGCAGAUGGUGGAGAAGGAAGUGGACCUGUACACGAUUCUCCGGGGCGGCAAUGUGCUUGGGAUGGAUGGAAACACUUCUCUCGAGCGGGAGAGACAGGGAGUCAGUCUUCAGAGGAAGGCUAUUCGGUUCGUCAGAACCCCAGGCCAACCGAAAAGUUGGUCGUCCCUAGCUUCAGCGGUGAAGACGAGGAUGUGGGCAACAGCGCUAGGAGUUACCUGAGACAGAUCGAGGCCUGGAAGCGUAUGACCUUGCUUCCCUCCAAACAGCAGGCCCUGGUGUUGUACCAAAGCCUGAGCGGCAAGGCCUGGGUGGCGGCAGAGGAGCUCGACCUGAACAAGCUGGCACAGGAGACUGGGGUCUCUUACCUGGUCGGCUGGGUUCAGGAGAGGUUCCUCGACCUGGAGGUUACCAGAAUCGGCAAGGCCUUCUCCGAGUUCUUCAGGAAGCUUCGUCGCAGGCCUGGCCAAAGCAUCAGGGACUACAACAGUGAGUACGACCGUCUCUUUGCUCGGCUUCGUGAAGUGGGUUGCGCGCUUCCUGAAGAUUGUGCAGCAUGGCUGUAUGUAGACAGGUUGCAGCUGGAUGAGCCGGCAGAAUUGAACCUCCUCGCAAGUGUCGGCAACACCUACUCCCUCCAGCGGUUGCAAAAGGCAGCUAUCAUCCGGGAUCGUGGACAUCGCAAACCAUGGGAAGGCGGAAAAGGGCGACGGGCACAUGUGGCGAACGUCACCGACCACGACCAGGAGCCCGACAGCGACCACAUCGAGUCGGACGACGAGAGCAUGCCGGAAGAGGUCGCAUCUGCCUAUGUCACCUACCAGAAUGCGAAGCAGAAGUAUAAAGAGCAGGCCAAAGCAAGAGGAUUCCAUGGCACGGCGGACGAGAGAGAUGGCAGUAAGCAGGGCAAAGGAAGAGACAGUGACAAAGAAGAGAGGAUUCGGGUCAUGAAAGCUAAAAGCUUCUGCUCGGGAUGCGGAAGGAAGGGGCACUGGCACCGAGAUGCAGAGUGUCCGAAGAAUAGAAAUGGCCUGGGCACCAAAGAGGGCAUCCGCGAUGUGGGAGUAUGCCACCAUGUCCCUUCCGAGGUCUUCGCCCUUCGUCACCACGGGUCUACCUUGCUCGGAAUCACAGACACGGCUUGCGCAAAGUCGGUGGCAGGAACAAGUUGGCUGCAGCAGUUCACCGACAACUCGUCCGAGAAGCCUAAGAUCACCAAGGAGUGCGAGGCCUUCAGGUUCGGUACCGGCAAGAUCCACUACUCCGCCUUCGCAGUCGACCUCAAGUUCGUUAUGGGCGGAUGCAUCCUGAGCCUCAAGACAUCCAUCAUAAAUGGGGAUGUCCCACUCCUCAUCUCCAAGCCGGCCCUGGCUCAGCUGGGCAUGGUGUACGAUGUGGCGGCCAAUCGAGCCCAGUUCACUCGCUUGGGGAUCCAGGACUUUUGCCUGGAGACAACGUCUUCGGGGCAUCCUGCUAUCCCGAUUGUGCCGGCAAAGGCCGGAGAUCACGGGCAAGAGGUCCAACUCAAUGACUUCGGAUCUCAGCGAGGAGAGCAAUACAUGGCAUAUGUUGUGAGCGAUACAGGAGACACCCCACAAGACCCACCUCCAGUUGACUCCUUCCACAUCUUUUAUGACAAGAAGUUAGAGCCCGAAGUCAAGAACAUCCUCACUCAAGACCGACUAUGUGACCUAACCUUCACAUCAUGGUGGAGUAGAUCCGCGCUAACCUCAGACUUCUGGAUUGAAACAGAUGUUGCUUGGUUCAGGAUACAUGUGACCCCUAGGAGGGCCCUGUUCAACCCCAGCAAAUGGAAGACGAACCACUCUGUGCAGAAGGACAUGUUGCUUACGAGUUUGGGCGAAUAUCGAGACUCCAGCACCCAGCCGGCCAUCAGCAAGAUGUCGAAGACGGAACUCCUCAGCGAAGCGAGUCGGUUGGGGCUGGUGGUGCAUCGCAGCUGGACCGCGGAGGAGAUCAAAGCAUGCAUCAUGGAAUUCCGCAUGGACAACGCCAAGGGAGAUGCAGCGGCCUUCAUGAAGUCCGUGACCAACCUCACCAUGUCGCAACUCAAGGUGAAGGCGGAUUCGCUCGGAGUCGUCUACACGGAGAAGAUCACGAAAGGGAACCUCCUGAGGCUGCUGAGGGAGAGCGUGAACACCCCGGACAACGAGCUCAUGAAGAUCGGGAAGUUCAAGGGGUACGAGUUCCAGGAGAUUCCGAAUCAGUACUGCGAGUGGGCCUCCAAGGAAGUGAAGGCGAGUCAGAACCCGCAUGUGGAGCUGGUGAGGUUGGCGAAAUGGUGGGAGGCAAAGCAGACUGUCUCCUACACAGGAGCGACUCGGCUAGAGGAGAAUUCGGUGGUGCCUUAUCCGACGAGCUCAUCAGCGGCAACUUCGAGUGCGGGCGACUGGUCCCUCCUCUUGGACGAAGAGAACAAGUCGAAGGCAACACCCAAGGUGUCCCCGAAGCGAAGAGUUACCCAACAAGAAGCGGACGGGAUGCCGGUGGACCAGAUCAGCAAGGAGCAUCUGGAAGAAAUUCACCUGCUGGAGGCGAAGCUUGCGGCGCUAAAGCAGAAAGCGGGGGAGAAGGACGGCAAGGCGGGCGACCCUUUUGGCAGUGAGCCCCGCAAUGGAGCAGAUGUGAUGGAAUGCUGCUGUGGCAUUACCGGCACCAGGCCGGGCGAGGAGUUCUGCGAGGGCAUCCCGGGGGAGAACUUCGUGAGUGGACGGCAUGGACCUAACACGAUCAUGACCCUCGAUCACUCUGCGGAAGUCACACGGAGCGACGAGGGUGAAGCAGCAGCACGGACAGCGUAUGAAGAAGGAGAUUUCUCUUUCCAUCGAUGCCUCAAAGUCCUGCAGCAAACGGACCUUGCCCAGGCAAUAAACCGGCGGGGUACGAUCCUCGGCACCAAGAACGGCAAGGUCGACUACAACCUCUUGGGGCUCUUCGUGCAUGGUGGAGUGCAUGGGGUCACAAACAACACGAAGAAUCGACCCGCCUUGUCCAGGUACCUGAACUCCUUCGCCAAAAGGCAUCUUCCUGAAGGAGCAUCCUGGUCGUCAAUCGCCAUCUCCAGGAACUGCGCAAUUGGCCUCCACCAUGACUAUAACAACCUCCGGGGGAGUGCGAAUCACACCAUCGUUCUUGGGGACGGUGUCGGGGGCGAGAUCUGGAUUGAGGACAAGGACAUCGAUGAGAAGUCAGCCCACGACCCCAGCGUUGAGUGGAAGAAGAACAGCAGUGGGCAUUGGAUCCCGGGUCGAAAACACAUCGCACACGAGAAGUUCGUCACCUUUGACCCAUUCCUGAAGCACAAGACCUGCGACUGCGAGGGAGAAAGAUGGUGCAUCGUGUUCCACACUGUGCGGUCUGUUGAGAAAGCCGGGACGGACACCCUGAAGUUCCUCAAGAACUGCAAGUUUCAGCUCCCCAAGAAGAACUCAGCGACGAAGCGACGACCAGAGUACCCUACUAGUGGAUCGGCGCCCAUGAAGAGCACUCGGAAGAACAUCUUCAGUAACGCCGGGAAGCUCAGUGUCCUGAUGGCCACCCUUAUCUAUGUCGCCAGGAGCUUCAUGGCCGAGAGCAUUCUACCACCAGCUGGGCGCAUCCAUUCCCCGGCGGUGAUGUUCGAGAUGGGCGGCACCUCGGCGACCGAGGAAGCAGUACUCUUAGGGAAAGAUGUCUAUGAACCCAUGGAGUGGAGCUUCUUUGAGUCCGAGGAUGGCAAGAAGGUCGCUCACGACAUCGUCCAUGGUGGCUAUCCUAGGGAAUUGAGGGUAAAUCUCCCCGGUAGGAACAACAGCGACGACCUAGCCCUCAUCGAGCUGAUGCACUGUCAACUCGAUAACGGGGACGUCGUUGUGCUAUGUGGAGACGAAGAUGAUCCUCUAUUCUCCGACAAGAGAUACCUCGAGGGCUGCGAGAUCCACGAACAACGCCUGAGCUCAGGAGGCGAAGGCGACCAUGGCAAGAGAGUCCUCUACAAGAGCAAGAAUAAGACAAAGGUCCAAGGAGAAGACAGAGUAUACGGAGUUCAAGUCGUAUCCCGGGAACAAGACGAUAAACCUCGUGGCAGCAAAGAUCUCGAUGGUUCCGGAAUAACGUUCCCGGACAACACACCCUCGAUGAUUUCUACUGCCCUUCGUCGCCUUCACCAAAACCUCGGGCAUCCCAGAAAAGAAGACCUACUUCGACACCUUCGGUUGGCCGGAUGUGAGUCAGAAGUGCUGAAUCAGUGCUGA